CUUAGGACAUGUCUUAGGCUUACGAGUGCAGACCUAGAAAGCCCAUGGUGCCGGCCAGAGAAGUCCAUCGCUGCAUUCGGAGUCGGAGGCUAACAGGCUUCUUCCUAUCAUAUCGCGGACAUUCUUGUCAACGGACCUAGAAUGGCGAGUGAUGCGGGUACCUUAUUGAUCGUGAAUGACAUGUCUUUGUACCGAUGAUGGUCGGCGAGAGGUUGACUGCAUCGGAUUUUUCACGAUAGUGUCGACAUGUACACAUACGCUGCGAACAAUGUCUUAGCAAACCGAAAUGGUGUAUUUACAAGAGAUGUGCGAAGGGACAGCAUCCCCACGCGCUCCUCAGUUGAGAAGCCGGCGUGAGACCUUGAGACUGGUUGCACAAGGGUACUACGGUCGCAUGAUCGUACCAUUUCGCCGGCUCUUCUUCGCACCGCCAAGCACCUGCACACACUGGGCGACGCUCCCAACACGAGUGUCCCGGCAGAAGCUCGCCGCCGGCCAAUGGCACCCGGUGCUGAGGCUCGCGUGUCCGAGGCGCCAGUUCAACCAGCCCGUAAUCAAACGUAGGGCGCAUCCUUCGUGGGGCGCAGUCGGUUGGCCGAGUGGAGUUAAUGCAGCUGCGGUGUCUAACUGCGGAAUCCGGGUACUCGCAAGAUCAAUCAGGCCGCGUCGCCCAGCGGGUCUGAACGAUCGUUCACCAUCUCCAAGCGAUUGCAUUGCCAUUGGGCUGCUGUAGUGUCGAUUGAACAGAUGACGGCUUUGGCGCAUAUUGACGGCAAAUUGCACGCAUGCAUAUGUUCUUCCGACUGAGGCCGCCUGCUCACCGGCGGCCAAGAGCAGCAAAGCGGCGGGUGCGAUUGUGGAGUUUAGUCCGACGCUAGCUUCUGUGACUCACACCCGCUCUGAGCGCACGGCAUGAAUUCCAUAAGGACUGCUGAGGCUGCCACUUUUUGCGACGUCUC
This is a messenger RNA of Baudoinia panamericana UAMH 10762, 959 nucleotides long. RefSeq lists its product as uncharacterized. Bases 287 to 733 code for a protein of 148 amino acids. The record is from RefSeq and is a predicted model, not a curated record. NCBI's taxonomy places the organism in Eukaryota, Fungi, Ascomycota, Dothideomycetes, Mycosphaerellales, Teratosphaeriaceae. The transcript has a single exon.